Messenger RNA from Quercus lobata, 1360 nucleotides. RefSeq names its product PPR containing-like protein. The transcript has 6 exons. The record is from RefSeq and is a predicted model, not a curated record. Lineage: Eukaryota; Viridiplantae; Streptophyta; Magnoliopsida; Fagales; Fagaceae. Bases 318 to 1148 code for a protein of 276 amino acids. Gene Ontology annotation, molecular function: protein binding.
CCGAUAUCAAACAGAACAUGAGCCCCUUAUUUCUGGUUCCGCCACCGGGCGGCACUGCUAACUUUAUUCAAGUUUUAUCAUAAGUUUCAAUCCUUUGUUAUUGGGUUUAAGAUGGGUUUUAAUAUCCCAGUCCUAGUCUUCUAGGUUACAGUCUUCUCUUCAAUCAAAUAUUCUAACCCCACCCUUCUCUCUCUCUCUCUCUCUCUCUCUCUGUCUGUCUAUGUUUGAUUAUUUCUGUCCUUGUCUUGCUCAUAUGCUCCUUGCCAGCAUUCUUUGAAAAGUGACAAUUGUUUUGGGCCUUUCCCGAAUUCACAGCCAUGUGGAGAUCAUCUACUAUGUCUUCUCUGCUUCACCGAUUAGCUCAGCGUGGAGGAGUAGUCAGGGCUCAAUUUUUAAACUCCAGUUACAGUACAAUGUUGUUACAUCAAUCUCAGAUAUCUAACCAAAGCACUGCAAAAGCUAUGGCAUCAUUUCAGGAUGAAUUUGCCAGCCCAGCUAAGAGUCAGUUUCCAGAUCAAAAUGCUGGAGGCGUACAAGGGCGUCAAAUUGGGGAGAACGUUUCGAGAAAGGACAAGAUCAAUUUUCUUGUGAAUACACUUCUUGAUAUUAAGGAUAGUAAGGAGGCUGUUUAUGGUGCUUUAGAUGCCUGGGUUGCAUGGGAGCAAAACUUUCCUAUUGCAUCUCUUAAGAGGGCGUUGCUUGUUCUUGAGAAGGAACAGCAAUGGCAUAGAAUUAUUCAGGUGAUUAAAUGGAUGCUAAGCAAGGGACAGGGAACCACAUUGGGAACAUAUGGGCAACUAAUACGAGCUUUAGAUAUGGACCAUAGAGCAGAAGAAGCACACAAGAUUUGGGUACAGAAAAUUGGCAUGGAUCUACAUUCAGUUCCUUGGCAGCUGUGCAGACUCAUGAUAUCUGUAUAUCAUCGAAACAACAUGCUGGAGGAUCUUGUAAAGCUCUUCAAAAACCUUGAAGCUUUUGAUCGCAAACCUCCUGAAAAAUCAAUAGUGCAGAGAGUGGCCGAUGCAUAUGAGAUGUUGGGCUUACUAGAGGAAAAGCAAAGGGUGCUGGAGAAGUACAAUGAUCUUUUCACAGAAAAUAAAUCCCCCAAGAAAGGCAGGAUAAGCCCAUAUAAGAAAAAGAAGAAAUAAGGUAAGGCCUUGUAGGCCAUGAUGACAUGUUUAGUCCACAUUUGUCAGUUGAUUUCUGAUGAAAAUGAAAACCUACUGUAUAAAGAUUUUAAAGACUGACAAAGAAGGGAAAAAAAAAAAUUGUACAAGAGGUUAAAGGUAAACUUCUUUUUUAUUUAGAAGUUGGCUCUUUGGCAUUUGUUGAUUUAUAUAGUUUCACAAAAUAUUUUUCA